Molecule: messenger RNA, 2161 nt
Organism: Pan troglodytes (chimpanzee)
Lineage: Eukaryota; Metazoa; Chordata; Mammalia; Primates; Hominidae
Gene: ISG20L2
Product: interferon stimulated exonuclease gene 20 like 2
Exons: 4
Coding region: 941-1999 (352 amino acids)
Cellular component (GO): nucleus
Molecular function (GO): nucleic acid binding; 3'-5'-RNA exonuclease activity
Source: RefSeq, a predicted model, not a curated record
AAGAUGGAACGGUAGAGUGCCAGGACACGGGUGAGGUUAACAGCUAGCUGCUUCCUCCCCUCAUGAGAGAGGCCUCGGGCGGAGAUGCCCGGCAUCCCGGGGUCCAGCAGGGAGCGCGGGGAGCGAGAACGCAGUAAACAGGGAUCCAGGGUCAGUACUACGCGGGUCCAGGACCCGGACGGGGCUCAACUCUGCAGGCAGAACAGGAAGAGUUUUGGGUCCAGUCUCCGACGCUGCCUUUCGGGAUCCGAUGCUGGAGUGGAAGAUUUGAGGCGCCCCCCAGACGUCACAGGUCGCGACGUUUCACAGUGAGAAGGUGUCAGCGUCAGAGACACGUAGGGCGGGGUAACAGUGCAGUGACGCCACAAAAGCGUGCGGCUGAGCUCAGCUCACAACGAGGCGGGCCAAGUUCCAGUUCCCGCCCCUUGCCGUACACGCCUCUCCUCUUACGGAAGUGAAGCCGGAGGUGUCCGGCGGGCUGCAGUUCCGGUUUAUCGCGGCCUUCCCACACCUUCGCGUUGUACCACCACGGGGCUAGAGGGGCCGGGGAGCGCAUCCCGCCCCCGCCCCCACCCACGCCGCCCCCUCCUCCGCCGCCACUGCCGCUCCUCACACACUCGGAUUCACUGGCCUCACUACCUGAGGUCGGGGCGGUGCGGGUGUGCGCGCGCCGACCUCUGGCGCGUUCUAACCCGCGCGCCUGCCUUCCCGGGCUUCGUCGGCGCGCACCGAUUUCCGCAUCCGGCUCCGGGCGCUUCCGGUCUUAGCUGGACCCGUCUAGGAGGCCUAGGAGCUCAAUUACCAGGAUCACUUUCUUCCCCAGGGUGUACUACAGACCUCCACAUGUUGGACAGUAGGAUUCAGCAGAGAAUGAGUCCCACAUCCUCUUUUCAUCCAUAAGCCACUCUUCCCAACUACUCUUCCGCCUUCCAUUGUCCCUAUGUCUACUUUACUGCUCAAUCUGGAUUUUGGGGAACCUCCUCCCAAAAAGGCAUUAGAAGGAAAUGCCAAGCACCGAAAUUUUGUCAAGAAGCGGAGGCUCUUAGAACGGAGAGGCUUUCUGAGUAAAAAGAACCAACCCCCUAGCAAGGCGCCUAAGUUGCACUCUGAACCUUCAAAGAAAGGGGAAACUCCUACGGUCGAUGGCACUUGGAAGACCCCUUCCUUCCCAAAAAAGAAGACAGCUGCUUCCAGCAAUGGGUCAGGACAGCCCCUGGACAAGAAAGCUGCAGUGUCUUGGUUGACCCCUGCCCCUUCAAAAAAGGCUGAUUCUGUUGCUGCUAAAGUAGAUUUGCUGGGGGAGUUCCAGAGUGCCCUUCCAAAGAUCAAUAGCCACCCAACCCGCUCUCAGAAGAGCUCCCAGAAGAAAUCCUCUAAAAAGAACCAUCCUCAGAAGAAUGCCCCACAGAACUCCACCCAAGCUCAUUCAGAGAAUAAAUGCUCCGGAGCAUCCCAGAAGUUGCCACGGAAGAUGGUGGCAAUUGACUGUGAGAUGGUGGGCACAGGACCAAAGGGGCAUGUUAGUUCCUUGGCUCGAUGUAGCAUUGUCAACUACAACGGAGAUGUGCUUUAUGACGAGUACAUUCUUCCCCCCUGCCACAUUGUGGACUACCGAACCAGGUGGAGUGGUAUCCGGAAGCAGCACAUGGUGAAUGCCACACCCUUCAAGAUUGCUCGAGGCCAGAUCUUGAAGAUACUCACAGGGAAGAUAGUGGUGGGGCAUGCCAUCCACAACGACUUCAAAGCCCUUCAGUACUUUCACCCCAAGUCCCUCACCCGUGACACCUCCCAUAUCCCCCCCCUCAACCGGAAGGCUGACUGCCCGGAGAAUGCCACCAUGUCUCUGAAGCAUCUCACCAAGAAGCUGCUAAACCGGGAUAUCCAGGUUGGGAAGAGCGGACAUUCCUCUGUGGAAGAUGCCCAGGCCACCAUGGAGCUGUACAAGUUGGUUGAAGUCGAGUGGGAAGAGCACCUAGCCCGGAAUCCCCCUACAGACUAGUGGCAGUGGGGACGCUGGUGAUAUGGGGAGGCAGAGGCAGCACCCAGGAGAAACAGGGCAGUGGACCAAUGGACAGCUCCACCAGCUCCACAUCUUUGGAAGCUAGAUUUGGGGAGAGAGAAGCUCUACCCCAGACUUAAUACCCAUUGAAAUUUCACCUCA